CAAUCUCUUCAGAGCUUAGAAGAGUGGGGAGUGAACUAGACACAUUAACUGAGUAUGAUAUUGCAUAGCGGGACGUUGUAGACUCGUUUAUAUUGGUAUUUAAAGCCACUGUGAACGUCGCAUGUUUACGGGCUGUAGAAAACAUGGGACACACAAUGUUAUUCCUAAGCGUGUUGCUUGUUCUGCUCGAAGCUACCCGUAUGUCGGUUCAGACUCCAGUGUUUUACGGCGGUUACAUCAACUAUGACCUGGAGAAAUUAAACGGCACGAAUAUGUACAAGGCUCAAGUGCAAGUUAUCACAGGCUGGGAGCUUGGAACGGGACCUUGUGGAGACAACUGCAAAGUUAACCGGGUGGGAACUUCGACAUUGGACACUAGGAGGUUAAAGGGCACUUUUGGCAAUUACACAUGGGAUGCAAGAAUAAAUCAAACUACAAUAAGCGGCGUAUCAAUCAAUGAUGUAGUUACGAAUACAAUGCAAGAAGUCGUCCUGGAUGUAAGCGAGAGUGAGCAAUGGGAACAAGAUGUCGCUACAUUUACGCUUGAACUUAAUGGAACGCUCGAUUUAGACAUUAAUGUCGACGGGAACUACUGGAGGCACCUAACCUUACCAGUCCAAAGCUCGCUCUCGCUGCCAUGGCAUUUACAAACGCAAAUUAAGCCCAACGUCAGAAUCGACACAAAACAACCUAACCGAGCACCGAAGUUUUUACCCAAACCGUUUUACAGAAUUCUUCUAAACAAAACCACAACCAUUCAUUUCCCUGUAUAUGAUGAAGAUUAUGACCUGGUAAAAUGCCAAAAAUCACAGGGCAUAGAACUGGGGUCACUAACUUAUCCAGACGGAAUCACAGUGAGCACGAACUGCUCAGUUACGAUCGCUGCCUUACAACGAUACAGAUAUGAAAAUGAUUCCUGGAUAGGAAUCCCCAUUUCUGUUAGGGACUUCCAGAAAACUAGCCCCGACUUUGGUGCACUUAGUUCAUCUUCACUCGUGUUCAUUGUACACGUGACAACGCUCAUCGUCGGCCCGCAGUUUAUUUCUCCUACGGAAGCAGCUGCUACGAAAUUUAUCCUGUACAUCGAUUCAGCGUUCUUGAUGGAAGUGUUUGCAAAGUCGAGCGAUGGCGUUGAAAUUAGCAAGUUUAAUACAUUGCAUUUGAGGAACGAGUCCAUAACAAUGUCGGAAUUAAAGCCGGAUCCUGAAGGCCGAGAUAACAUUAAAUACGUCGAAUUAAAAUGGACACCUUCAAAGGCCGAUAUUGGUCACCACAUUGUUUGCCUUACCGUGACAGAUAGUAUUCAAGUUACAUCCAAUGAAAGACGUUGUUUCAAUUUACAAGUCAAAGACCGACUUUCGGGAGAAUGGCAGAAUCCAGCUCUAUUACCUACAACGGAUCCUUAUUUCUUGGAGUUUCCAAACGGCAGUUUUUCAUGUCCAAAAGACGUGUAUUGUACCAUACCACUGUUUGUAGAUUCUGAAAGAGAAUUAAAAGAUAUCAUCAUAACACGAAAUUACCUGAAUUCAGCCACACUGACAUUUCCUCGUAACGUAACUCAUAACGGAACAAUGCUUUACACAUCGGAUCUUACAUUUCGUAAUUUCUCAAUAGGAGAUGGACCUAUCUGUCUUCAAGCAACGGACUUAGGCGGGUACACAAGCAGGGAAAUCUGCAUAAAUGUGCAUGUCUUUCCUCCGAAUCCAUGUUUAUCCAGUCCUUGCAUUAAUUCUGGUACAUGUGAGCCAGACAACGACGAUUCGGGACUUUUUAAAUGCAUUUGUCCAGAACAUUAUUUCGGACGAUUGUGUUCUCAACUCAAUAAAGUCUGCACUGUUGGCAUAUGCAAUCAUGGCCUAUGUAUACCAAAUGGCAACAAAUACUCAUGCUAUUGUACUGACGACGAUGGCAAUGGCAACCUAUACACGACCCCCAACUGCUUAAACAAGAAUAACACUUGCCUGUCAAAUACAUGCGGCUCGAAUGAAUUGUGUGUCGAUGGCAUCUCGAAAUAUACCUGCAUUGAGCGACCACCGCAAACACAUUCUAACUCAGUUGCUGAUUUGUGCUCUUCUCCAUGCAGUAACGGCGGUGUCUGCAAAGGUGGAACAUGUAUAUGCAGACUUGGAUUUUCAGGAGACAAUUGUUCGCAUGUUCCUGUCGGAAGUGCUCUUGACCUACAACGCAAAGUGCAAUUUGUGGAUCCAACUCCACGACCCGGUAGUAGAAUUGUUUGCUACUCAGAACAUAAGGAAAUAAGAAGCUGUAAUAUUGACGUAUAUAUAGCAACAAAUUCAAGUACAAAGCCAACAGUCACUAUCUACCCGUCCCAAGAGCUUCACACAUUUACAAACGCAGUAUGUUCCGUUGAGAGCGAUACCUAUUUUGUUUUCAACAAUGUAUACAGAUGUUUCGUGGAUGUUAUUGGUAACGUGCUAUCUGUGACCGGGCGACAUCUUUGUGUGAAAGCUUCAGAUAGCGGCGCUUACGAAACAAUAUGCUGGGACUUGGUGUUCAUCCACGAUGAUCCAAAUGCGACAGAUGCCGUGGUACGUUUUGUGAUACCUACACCGUUACCAGGUAGCAGUUUUACCUGUGCCAUCAGCAAACCGUGUCGAAUGCUCCUUUACACAUCAUACAAUAAUUCUUGCCAACAGGUCCAGUCCACUUCAUCGGGUGUUACAGUGUUCGACACUAUGAAAAGAGCACAAACAUGCGUGACAGAGGUUGCCUUUCAGUUCGAACAUGUUGGAACCCACGAUAUUUGUUUUUUAUCUGCAUCAAUCGGCUAUCAGGCACGUUGCUUUAGCGUGACAGUGAUGAAUUCUGCUGUAAAUGACGUUUGUUCUGAUACAACAUGUCACAACGAUGGCGCAUGUAUCACAAAAAGUCCAGACAAAUACAAGUGCAUCUGCAAAGAAGGGUUCACAGGAGUUAAAUGCGAACAAGGACCGUGUUUAGAUAGAGAUAAUACGUGUAUGCAUAAUGGAACCUGCUUUGUGAACAACCACGCGAUAACUUGUGUCUGUAAAGAAGGUAACAGCGGGGAUAUGUGCGAGAACGUUUUAACCAGCGCAUCCGAAAUUGCUCUUACGGGUCGGUCACCAGUAUUUACGGGCACAUCAGCAAUCAAAACUAUCAGUUGCAACAACAACAGAGAAUGCGGAUUUUCUGCUUUAGUUAUAGGAAUCAGCACUGGCAAUACGAGCCCGAUAGUGAAAGGACGCGUCAGUUCAACACUUUCCAACAUCGAGAUAAGAAUUGAAGAACUACCUUCUAGACCUGAUUUCCACCAGACAGUUAUAUCUUUCAUUCCAACCGAGGUGGGCGUGUUUGAUAUGUGUAUACUGACCGUCAAUGCCAGUGGAACAAACCAAGAUGAACUGUGUUUGGAAGUUCAUGUUGAGGAAGGCGUAAUGUCCCAAUAUGGUGCUAAGGAUAUGCCUCACUUUGUAUUACCGAGUCUGCCUCUGGAUUCAAAACUUGAAUGCGAGCUCAAAACAGUUUGCCACGUGACCUUCACAGCGCACCCUGGUUUCCAGCAUGAAUUUGAAUGUAUCAAGCCAUCUUUAUUGAGCUCUGACUUUGUGAACACACACAUAUUUUCCACGUGCUCUUCCUGUAUUGACGAAAGCAAUACGAACGCAUCUUGUACGUUAGAUGUGGCAUAUAGACCUUCAGUUCAGAAUAAAGCAGAGAACAAAGUGUGCAUUGCGCUUAUAAGAAGAAAAACCGGUGUUACUGGUGAAGACAGGUGCUUCACGGUUACUGUAAGAAAUACAUCCAAAACAAAUGACAUGACCGGCUGUCAACGGCUGCAAUGUGCUAACGGUGGUUUCUGCGAUGGGCAUGACCCUUUAAAGCCCGUGUGUUUCUGCAAACAAGGAUAUGGUGGAUCAACUUGUGCUACAUCUAUCUCGAUCAAUCCACCCAUAAGUAAUACGACAUCCUUCGUCGGAACCAACGGAGGAUUGCCGACAGGGAUUCAGUGUCGCCUGCUGGAGACGUGUUUGUUCAAGUUUCAAGUGUGUGGAAGCUCAGCUUCAAAAUUCCAAAUUGGCCUAACAACGCCAUAUUUGGAAGUUGGGGAACCGGUUAUAGAUCAGUUCUCUGGACAGCAAUGUGCCAACGGAACAGUUAAUGUCUUAUCAUCAGAGCUGGGAACACAUAGAUUCUGUAUUCAACAUGUACAAAGUGGCGGGUUAGUUGAUGACGAACUCUGUCCAACAAUACGCAUUACAGGAGGAGCCUCCUCGCCGAUUGACCAGAAUAAACCCCACUUCCUGUCUCCGACAUUUGAAAGCGGAUCUACCCUGGCGUGCACCAAAGGCGAAAAUCUGCAUUUGAAGCCGUUCUACACUAAUGGAAACAGUGUCGGGUCUUUAAAAGACUGUCCUACGCUGACGGAGAGCAGCCAACAACCGGUAGACGGAGUAUACAUAUUCCCUGCUGAAUUUUUAGCCAAUAUCUGUUCAAGUGACAUUGUCUACAAGGUACCAUCUCCAGCCGCGGCUGGUUCAGAGUCGAAGCUCUGCAUCAAAGUCUCUGUCCUCGGAAAACAAGGUGAAGAAAGGUGCAUCAUGUUGAGAGUUGCCGAAGCGACACAUGACAUUCAUCCGUGCAAAGGCGUUGUGUGCGCAGCGAACUCCGUAUGUGUUUCUGAUCUGGAAGCCAACUCUUCAAUAUGUGUUUGUAGGAAUGGCGCAACUGGUAAAAACUGUUCACAGACCAACGAGCCCCACAAUCUUCCUGGAAUUCAAAACCUCCCAAAUACGACAUCUGAUGGCCCUCAUUUUGAUGGAAGCAGUAGUCUACCUAAGAACAUUUCAUGCGUUGCUGGAAAACCUUGCUUAAUUAGUGUUCCGUACCAAGGGAUCGCGUCCAAACACCCAGUACCUGGGAGCUGUGAUUUUAAUACAGGCAAUGUCACGGUAACCUCAUUCACAGGGUCUUCCCAUUCACUUCUUGUCAAUGUAACAGUUCAAGAAGGAAGAUAUAGGUGCUGCUAUCAGACCACCUCGGAUGGCACAAGCGAUGGUGUCAAUGUUGACGAAUUAUGUUUCGAUGUCAACAUAGGUAAAGAAGACAAAGGCCACAUCAAUGCAACGAUUGACAUAAUACCCAAAUUCUUGACACCGACACCGAGUGAAAAUUCAGUACUGAUGUGUCAACCCUGUAUAACCUGCCACAUACGUGUUGGUUCUGCAUUAAAUGAUGGCCGUUGCGAGCAGGUUCGAAUGUGUGGGAAUCUAAUAGCAGGCGCGCACGUUUUUCAAACGCAACCAACUGCUGACAAAUGCAUCACUGAUGUUGGUUAUGCUACUUCUUUUACUUCUGGAUCAACCACGUUUUGCGUUAAGUCAGGUGUACAUGGAGAAGAACGGAGUUUUGAAGUUGAAAUAAAACAUCAGACAGAGUUUGGAAUUUGCCAAAAAUUACACUGUUUGAACGGAGGAAAAUGCGUUUCUACCGAAUCUAAUGCAACUUGUCAAUGCCCCUUUGGUUACGGCGGUAAAACUUGCGAAGUUGCGACAUCUACAACAAUGUCCAACACAACACAAAGUCAAGCAUCUUCAAUUGACUCUGGUGGUAAUUCCAUUGGUGGAACUACGAUGUUGCCUUAUGUGAGCAGUUGUAACUUUGACAAUGACACCAACUGCAUCUGGCACAAUGUCCAUGCCGGUGACAAUUUUAACUGGACACUUCAUCAAGGAGAGACACCCUCGGAAAACACAGGUCCAACAUAUGAUCAUACUACAGGAACUCCCCAAGGCAAAUACUAUUAUAUAGAAACAAGUGCCCCAAGACAGGCUAAUGAAACUGCUUGGUUAGAAAGUGAAUACAUUGCAUCAUCUAACGGAGAAGCACACUGCUUGGAAUUCUGGUAUUAUAUGUUUGGUACUAGUAUUGGUUAUUUGAACGUACGAUUGUCAGAAAACACAACCGUGCCUGGAUAUAAUAUCUGGUCCAUGGAAGGAAAUCAAGGGCCAAAAUGGAUAUUUGCGCAAGUACCAGUGACAACGGAUGGUCUCAAUCGGAUUAUAUUUGAAGGUACAGUAGGAAAUGGUUAUGAGGGUGACAUUGCUCUUGAUGAUGUCUCGUUUAAACAAGGCAACUGCUUCAUUGCCACGAAGAUUACAUCGGUAGCGUCUAGAAUUGUGACAUCAACCGUUCCGACUACGAGAAUGCCAGCCCUUAUUGGACAAGGUUGCUAUGGCGACCCAUGCGUUCGAGGCGUGUGCUAUGUUCACUUUGACGAAUACUUUUGUCUUUGUCCAUCUGGGUUCAAUGGGAUAAACUGUGAAAUAGAUACAGACGAAUGCAGAUCAGCCCCUUGCAAGAAUGGGGCAACGUGUGAAGACGGUAUUGAUAAGUUUAUUUGCCACUGUCCUGAUGGAUAUACUGGGCAUUUAUGCGAAACAUAUAUGGAUCCUUGUAACUCAAAUCCAUGUGUGAGAGGGAAGUGUUUUUCUCACCUAAAACUUCACAUUUGCAUUUGUCCAGCGGGCUAUUCUGGACAGUUUUGCGAGAGACAUUUCGACCAUUGUGCGAGCCAUCCGUGUGAAAAUAAUGGCCGAUGCAAGAAUGUCAAUUCUUCGUACACAUGCGAGUGUCGAUUCGGAUUUUCAGGACAAGAUUGCUCUAAAGAACAUGGAACAAAAUGCUUCGCUUGUAAAGGCAGUAAACUGGAUUCUAUUUGCAACACGGUUACUACGUGCAACUCAGACGAGUCCUGCUACGUUGACACAUUUCUUGACGGCGAUGGAUCAAUUAGAUAUCAUGCAGGAUGCAGACAAAGUUCGAACUGUAUGCCAUAUACAGGAGAUAAUUGCACACAUUGUUGCGAUACUGAUUACUGCAACGAUAACGGGUGUGGACUGACAGGCUACCAUCCUGCAAGUCAGCGUGGGCCGAUAUGUUUUGACUGCGAUGAUAUGACUGACAUGACUUUUUGCAAGCAGAUCACGCAAUGUGCUCCCGACGAGAUGUGUACAGUUUAUGGAAGUCCGUCAAUGAACUACGACAGCAAAUGUAUUUCCAAGGAUAAUCAGUGUGAUGCCCAAGGUGGUAACAGGUUCUGUCAGUUUUGCUGCAUCCACGACAUGUGUAAUCAAAAUUGCACUAAGCACUAAAAUGGUCUAGCGGAUAUGUAUACGAAACUCUUCUCUUGAUAAUGUAUUUGGAGUUUUUGUUCAUUACUCUAUAAUAACAUUUGUCGUUGUAAAAUGCUGGAAUGUAAUGACGCGACACAAUUGGUGCAUAUUCGAAACAAAGUAUUGUUGUGUAUUUAAACAUAUAUGCUACGUUAUAAAGGAUUUUAUUUAUUUGUAUAUUAAUGAAUCGUUUUUCUUGUGCCUCUGUUUUACGUAAAUAUACCUACAGAGCUAAUAUAACUGGUUUUGAUGUUUUGUUAUAGGUUUUAUCUUUCAAUUGUUUCCAAAUGGUUCCUGAAAGAUGUUAAAUGUCUAUAAGUAAAAAAAUGCAUAUUUAUACAUGUAUUAAUCGGAAAGACACGUUAUGACGUGUUAAUGUUAAUUUCUAUAAAUAAAAUUAGUCUAGAU
Molecule: messenger RNA, 7562 nt
Organism: Dreissena polymorpha
Lineage: Eukaryota; Metazoa; Mollusca; Bivalvia; Myida; Dreissenidae
Product: neurogenic locus Notch protein-like
Exons: 66
Coding region: 144-7133 (2329 amino acids)
Biological process (GO): heterophilic cell-cell adhesion; establishment or maintenance of epithelial cell apical/basal polarity
Cellular component (GO): plasma membrane; protein-containing complex
Molecular function (GO): calcium ion binding
Source: RefSeq, a predicted model, not a curated record